CAAAAUUCUCUCUUUUAUCCCUUCCUAUUGAAUUGGGUGUCGGUAAUUUUUCGUUUUCGUUUGAAUUUUGAUUUCAAAGAUUGAUGCUUUGAUCUGAAACGGUUAAGGGUAGAAUGAAAGUAUCUGAAUCUUGAACUCCGAUUGAAUAUAUGGUUUGUUAGAUGCUAAAACCCAACACCCAUUUGAUUUUCAAUGCAAUGAAAUCUUCUGUUCAUAAAAGUUGAGAUUUUUAUUUUGGGUUUGAUGUUAUUUGUUUUGUUUUUAAUCUCUCUUUAAGAGUUUUGUGUAUUUGGUGAUCACAUACCCAAUAUGGGUUUACAUUGUUUAAGAAAGAGCUGGGAUUUAUUCAGGUUUUGAUUAGGAGAAUUAAGAUUUGAACGAAGUGGUGUUGUGCUCUGUAUUAGAAUAGUGAGUUGUAGUUUUGGAUUGUGGCAGUUAAUGUGGAUAGGAAUUAUCUGUUAUUUCUGUCGAAUUUGGGUACUUGAAUAGAUCAGAAUUUGAGUAUGGAAUGUAAGAUUUUGUAUUGAUUAGUCUGAUAAUAGUAAUGCAAUGUGAACUGAGAAUGUUAUGGAUUUUUUUCUUUCCCUUCUUUCGGGAAUGCAUGUUGAUGUGGAUAAGAUGUUUCAUUUGAUUCUGUAAAAUUGGCUAUUUGAGUGGUUUUCCCAUGACCAUAGAAUUAAGUCUGGGGAGUGACUCUUUGGUUUGGAUUAGCCUUGCAAUGGGAAACCAGAAUCUUCUGUAUCUAGAUAACAUGAAGAGGACAAGGAUGUCGGGCAAAUCACAAGAUGAAACCGAUGCUGUUGAUGUGACUACACAAGUACCUGGAAGAAAGAAAAAUAAGAAGGAAGAUAAGACUAUUGACCAGAAUGUUGAGCACCAAACGAAACGAAGGGCUGAAAAUUCUGAGAGCUUGGACAAAUUCAUUACACAAGAAGCUGGAUCUCGGAGAAAGCGAAAGAGAGAAAAACCUGUUACCACUGGCAAGAGGGGGAAGGUUGGGAAGAAGCAAUCUGGUGGAGUUGUAAAUGACAUUAAAAAAAGUGUUGAGUCCACUGAUCGUAUCUCACAAUUGCCUGAACUUGUCAUUCAUUACAUCCUUUCUCUCAUUCGUUGUACAAAAGGUGCUGCUCGGACGAGUGUGUUGUCUAAGAGGUGGAGGGAUAUAUGGGCUUCUUUCUCUGCUUUGACAUACGAUCAACGCAAGUUUCAGUUUCAAGUGGGUGUCCAAGAUAAGAGCAAGAAGGAGAUGUUUAAGGACUUCAUUGAUCAUUCUCUUCAGAACCACCUUGAGCGAGAUUCAAAUAUACGUAAAUUUGAGGUACAUUUGACCUCCUUUGAUCAAGAAAUGGCGAGAGGUAUGGAACAGUGGGUUGGACUUGCAACUGAAAAUAACAUAAGAGAGUUAGGUCUCCAUAUUCAUACAAGAGGAAACAAUGUUUACAAAUUUCCCGACAAAACAUUUGAUUCAGAUACGUUAACUGGAUUAAGGCUGCAGGGCUGUAAACUGGAAAGUAGUUGUGCUAUUAAGCUUCCGAAACUGCAGAAGCUAUAUUUGCGAAACUGUAAUGUUGACGAACUGGGAAUUCAGAAUUUUAUCUCCAGUUGUCCUUUAAUUGAGGAUUUGAGACUCAUCUGUUGCACGGGGUUGAAGCUUCUGCAGAUUUCAAGUCUUCUUAAGCUUGAUAGGGUUGAAGUACACCACUGCCGUUCACUUAAGAAGAUUGAAGUUAAAGCUGCAAGUCUCCAGACACUUUGGUAUUGUGGGAAGAAUCGGACUACUUGCAAAUUUAUCCUCACUGGUUGUGACUCUUUGAAAAGAUUGACACUAGAGGACAAAAAAAUGACAGACAAUCAGUUUCGCGAACUAUUUUUUGGUUUUCCUCAGCUUGAGAAGCUGCAUCUGAGUAAUUGCCUUAAACUGAAAAAUGUUAGAAUUGCAAGUCAUCAGUUAAGCAGAUUAGUCUUGAGGGGUUGCAACAAUCUACAUAGUGCGGAGAUUGAUACUCCAAAUCUUUUUUCAUUUGAGUAUCAAGGUGAUAAAAUGCCCUUUUCUUUUCUGAAUCCUGUGUGUGUGAAGAAGGCCAAGCUUUCUUUCGGGCCAGCUUCUUCUGGUCAGCUCAAAUUCGAUUUCCAUAAAGAAGAGCCCUCUUGGUUUACACAGUUGCGAGAUUUUCUUGGCAAGUUUGAUUCUGGAGACAUCAAGCUGGUUGUCCGCACUAGUAAGAAUGUUAUCAUCUAUGAAGAUCUCAGAGAAAUUUCACUUCCUCCAGUGCGUGGUCUUAAACUUGAAAUAAUCCAGUCUUCCGUUGGUAUUGACGAACUAUUAGAUAGUUCAUUGCAGAAAUGGCACCCAGAGACAUUAUCUAUAGUAUCGUCGUCUAGCAGUGAAUUUCCCAAGUUGGUACUCGAGAAGAUCAUGGAGAGUACGAAGGACCCAGCCUGCUGCACAUCUAAGCAUUCAAAUAAUAAAUGUUGGCGGCACUCCCUGAAGUUUGACAAGAAAGUAAACUUGAAGCGGGCCAAAGGCAAGUCGGGCUGGAUUGCUUGGUUGAAGUUGAAGGCUUGUCCAAGUGUCUUGUGUGGGAGGGAUAUCACUUGUUUUAGUUUAGUAAAUAGAAAAAUCUGAUAAAGAGGGUGCUUUCAAGUAGUCUUGAUUGUCCCUUUGAAUUACGUUGUUCUCCGGAUGUUUUUAUUUUUAUUCCUGCAAUGGAUUCUUUAGGAUUUGUAAUUUCGUUUUCUUUAAAAUUCUUUGAAUCCUAUUCCUGGUAAAAUCAUUUCUGAGAUCAUGUUUGGUUACGUGCUUUUCAUUGAUCUUCUGCACUAUAUUGAAUAAUACAAUGAGUCUGGGAUUAUCCCUGUGAAUCUCAGUUGA
Messenger RNA from Argentina anserina (silverweed cinquefoil), 2872 nucleotides. RefSeq lists its product as uncharacterized. NCBI's taxonomy places the organism in Eukaryota, Viridiplantae, Streptophyta, Magnoliopsida, Rosales, Rosaceae. The transcript is spliced from 4 exons. The record is from RefSeq and is a predicted model, not a curated record. The coding region runs from base 665 to 2626 and encodes 653 amino acids. Gene Ontology annotation, molecular function: protein binding.